CUUGCGUAUGUGGAAUGGUUCACACCCUUCCAGCAACCUGAAUCCCACCAUGGGCUGUACAAAAUUUGCCGUCUGAUGCGUCAUGGAGAGCGUCUUGCAAGCAUUAUCGAUGUAUCGGACAUCCGCAGGAGUGUUCAUCUUUUUCCAAAUUUCGGCGCAGUAGUACCUCGUGAAUGGACGAGCAGUACCGUUCUGGAGCUCUGUCCCAGCUUCUCUGUAAACUCGUUUAGUGACCGACACGCUUAUUUAACUAUUGUUUGA
Suillus fuscotomentosus is the source of this 261-nucleotide messenger RNA. RefSeq lists its product as uncharacterized. The annotation marks the transcript as partial. The transcript has a single exon. The record is from RefSeq and is a predicted model, not a curated record. NCBI's taxonomy places the organism in Eukaryota, Fungi, Basidiomycota, Agaricomycetes, Boletales, Suillaceae.